AUGCCCAAAACCUUGGUUUGGUGUACUUGCAGUAUUUGCUCAUUAAGUAAAGAUGGCAGCCUUUGGAAAUUAAAAAGUGCUAGAACUCGGCAUCAUAAACGUGAUAGGCGAAAUAAACGAAGUCCUAGUGAUGAAUUAGAAUUACAAAAUACUAUUCAAAACCAAGCAACAUAUGGUUUUUACCAAGGAACAUUUGAGCCUGAACUUAAUAAUCUCGAAAAUGAUAAUGAAUUUGGGGAAGGGUCAAGAAAUAAUAAUAGAUUAGAAAAUGUCAAUAGACUUGAGAAUGGGUUCGAAUAUGCUAAUGAAUUUGAAAAUGGGUUGGACUAUAAUAAUGAAUUCGAAGGUAUUAAUGAAUCCGAGAAUGGUUCAGAAAUUGAUGAAUUUGAGGAUUGGUCAGAAAACGAUAGUAGCGACUCAAGUAUAGCUAGUUCAACUUUAACAGAUAAUGAAGAAGAUACCUCUUUUAUAUCCUCUGAACUUGCUACAGUAAUCCGACUUCUUAAGGGAAAUUAUGAAAGCCAUAAUAACAAAACCAAUUAG
Molecule: messenger RNA, 543 nt
Organism: Dentiscutata erythropus
Lineage: Eukaryota; Fungi; Glomeromycota; Glomeromycetes; Diversisporales; Gigasporaceae
Source: the annotation of a GenBank genome assembly